GCAGUAGCGUUUUCUCAGCUCUCUUUAGGACCCGGGGGGAGCUUUGUGUUCGUGUCCCCCCCGUUCGCUGUGCAGGGUUGUAAAUUCCUUCUGUCAAGGCAGCCCAGCCGCGAUUGCAGUGGCAGCAGAAGCUUGGGAGACCCGGGGCUGUUCGAUCGCCUAGGGCUGUAGCGCCUGGCACCGGCUUUCCAGUCUCGGUCCGCACCAUGGUGGGCCGACGGCGGCAACAACCGCGGGUGACACGAUUCCUACUCCCUGCCGCUUUUUCCGACCUUCCGUGUAUUUUUCCCGCCACCACGAGGCGAGACCCCGCCGGCUACAGCCCACCCGUCUGUGGAAUCGCCGUCUGUGGCUGCUGCUCCUUUUCCCUCCGCGCCCCAAACUCGCUGCUUUGAUUUGCAUCCAUUAGGUAAGCGGGGGGGCGAGGGGGGAGGGAGGCAGGCGGACUUGGAAAAACAGCCUCUUUUCCGGAGGUCCUGCCGCCGUCCCAAAUUCGACGGAGACGCCUGAGGUCACCUUCCUGCCGCCUGUGCUGCUGCGCCGUCCGGAGGGGCACUCCAUGAUCUGCCAGACAUGGACCAGCUAGGGAGUGCACUUCCUGACACACUUAUCCCACAUGGCCAAAAAAAUAUGUUUGUUUCCUGAGUAGAACAUGCUUCAUAGCACAUAAACCAAAACAGCCUCUUUUAUGGAAAAUGGACUAUUUUUUUUCUAUGUGAUAUUUAUCAGACAAAUGACAAUUCAUUGAGACAAUAGAGGAAAAAGAAUCCAGGAUGGAUGGCUUAGUCAAACAGAAAGGUGUGCUUAAAAAGCACAAUAAGGCAAUUGAUACCAAGAAGAAGAAUGGGCUGAUUAACACAAGGAACUUAAUGGCUGAAAACAGGGAGGGGUUGGUAUCUGUGUAUCCAACUGCUCAGUACCAGGGUCGGCCAGUUGGGACUCUCUAUCCCCCAAUUGACCCAAUACAACAGCUUCUUGACCCCAGUAUUCUUCCACAGACAGUAGAAUCCCGCUAUCAUCCAAACAUCAUCCUCUAUUCAGAAAGCAUGCUACGAUCGUGGGGAGAAAGCCUGAGUGCAGAAUGCUGUGAAACAACCUUUAUUGAGUCACCUACCAAAGGCUGCCUGGAUUAUCCUGAAGGCAAAUGUGUCAGUCUAUCCACAGAUGAGAUUAAGAUCCAGACCCUCUCCUAUGAUAUGGAAGAAGAAGAAGAUGACGACGACGAUGAUGACUUCCAAGAACUAGAGAGUGAUUACUCAAGUGACACUGACAGUGAAGACCAUUUCCUUAUGAUGCCUCCCAGGGAUCACCUUGGACUCAGUGUGUUCUCCAUGCUGUGUUGUUUCUGGCCAUUGGGAAUAGCUGCUUUCUAUUUGUCACAUGAGACAAACAAAGCCAUUGCUAAAGGGGAUUUCCACCAAGCAAGCUGCAGUUCACGGAGAGCUCUCUUCUUGGCUGUGCUAUCCAUCACCAUUGGAACAGGCAUCUAUGUAGGAGUUGCUGUAGCACUCAUAGCUUAUCUAUCCAAAAACAAUCACAUAUGAAAUUCGACAAACUGGACUGCUACAGAAAGCUAUACAGGAAUGAUAUCAUACCUUUCAAAUAUAAAUAGUUUUGAGAGUGAGAAGGGCUGUCAUAAAUUUAUACAAUCUGAAUUCCGAAGAGUAAUGUUCUGGAUCUUUUUUACUUUUCUGAUUUAUUUUUAGUAUUGGUAAAACUGUUAUUGCAAGAAAGCCAUGGGCAUUUCCAAAUAUCAAAAGAUAGCUUCAGACCUUGUUUGUAAUUUGUUUCUGGUCUAAAUUAGACUCAACUCCAAAUUUGGGGUCAUCUGUUAAAAAGUAAGAGACAUCUGAAGUUACAAAACUAAAGGUAGAACAUCUGAAAAUGGUUUUGCUAUUCCAGAAAGCUAAUUCUGGAUUUUGGAUGACCAAGAACUAGUAACUGGCUUAGAGCUGAUCCAUGACUAAAAUACAAACAAAGCUGCAGAAUCAAUGUAAUAGGAAUAGCAAGGGACUCUCAGUUCUUUUAUUCAAUCACAAUCAGAAAAGGGCUACCCCUGAGCCAAAUGAAAUUCAGUAGGUGAGGUGGCAGAUUUUGGUGUUAUAAGGAACAGCAGAAUGAGAAAGUGAGUGUUCCAGUUAUAGUAUAAAGGUGUUACAUACGUUGCAUAAACUGCAUUGGAAUACACAGAAGCUGUACAACACAUAACAGUGGUCUUGUGCAACCCUGUUCUUUGACUCAGUGUAGCUUACACUGGAAUAUUUCUACACGGAUGGUUCAUAAAUGAUUUCAUUGAAUUUCAUUGAAGUCAAAGCAUCUUGUGCUGGUUGGCCCUGCUCCUAUCCCAAAAAAGACUCGCUUAUAAAGCAUGCUAUUCUUUCUGGCAGCAUCUCUUUUCCAGAGAGGAUUUUUUUCAGCAAAUAAAUAUAAGAAGCUCAUCCAUAAAUGUCAUGGCAAGGCAUGAACUAUCACUGUGAAACUAGCCUACUGGCACAAAAAUGUUUUCUUAGCUUACAGACUCACAUCUGAGCAAAGCUGGAAUAUGUUGGAAUAUGUCUCUUGGUACAAAACAUUAAUAAGCAAGGUCAUAUUGUAAAGAAUGUAUUUAAUAUUUU
This is a messenger RNA of Notechis scutatus (mainland tiger snake), 2615 nucleotides long. The record is from RefSeq and is a predicted model, not a curated record. NCBI's taxonomy places the organism in Eukaryota, Metazoa, Chordata, Lepidosauria, Squamata, Elapidae.